AUGGUCAGCGGGCAUCUGCCAUACGCCGCCGAUGCAGAAAGCCCUCUCAAACCCGCCGAACUCGCCGUUCUCCGCUCCCAGUACGAAAAAGAAGGCGAAUACGUGUCCCUCCAAACCAAAUUUAACUAUGCCUGGGGUCUCAUAAAAUCCACCCAACGUACCGAACAACAGGAAGGCGUACGACUCCUCUCAGACAUCUUCAGACAAUCUCCCGACCGAAGACGAGAAUGUCUCUACUAUCUGGCGCUGGGAAACUUUAAGCUUGGAAACUAUGCUGAGGCGAAGAGAUAUAAUGAUAGUUUGCUGGAGUUGGAGCCGAACAAUCUGCAGAGUCAGAGUUUGAGUCAGUUGAUUGAAGAUAGGGUGCAGAAAGAGGGACUUGUGGGAGUGGCGAUUGUUGGAGGACUGGCUGCUGCGGCCGCUGUUGUUGGUGGGUUGUUGAUAAGGGGAGCGCAGAGGAAGAGAUAA
This is a messenger RNA of Pseudocercospora fijiensis CIRAD86, 468 nucleotides long. RefSeq lists its product as uncharacterized. Gene Ontology annotation, molecular function: protein binding. Lineage: Eukaryota; Fungi; Ascomycota; Dothideomycetes; Mycosphaerellales; Mycosphaerellaceae. Gene Ontology annotation, cellular component: peroxisomal membrane; mitochondrial outer membrane. The coding region runs from base 1 to 468 and encodes 155 amino acids. Gene Ontology annotation, biological process: autophagy of mitochondrion; peroxisome fission; mitochondrial fission. The record is from RefSeq and is a predicted model, not a curated record. The transcript has 3 exons.